Molecule: messenger RNA, 5096 nt
Organism: Acanthaster planci (crown-of-thorns starfish)
Lineage: Eukaryota; Metazoa; Echinodermata; Asteroidea; Valvatida; Acanthasteridae
Gene: ncapg2
Product: non-SMC condensin II complex subunit G2
Biological process (GO): mitotic sister chromatid segregation
Cellular component (GO): condensin complex; nucleus
Source: RefSeq, a predicted model, not a curated record
CCAGUGAUACAUAGGAAUUUGUAUUUUGCGCGCCGAAUUUGGAAACGGAUGCUGCGUUGCUGCUACUCGGGAAAUGCCCAAAUAACACACUACAAGAAAAGGAUGGUGGCCCCAAGCUGUCUGCGUGAAGCUUUCCUUGAAGCUGCUGAAAAUGAUGAUCGAGAUGAAUUCAUUCAUUUCCUGCAGCGGCACAAUGCCAAAGAUGAUGAUUUCACCAUUGAGGAGGUUCUGCAGAGUUUGUCCCGUAAGCAGUACGAACGUGUUUGGUCUGGUCUCAAUCAGAUGUGUGCAUCUACUCUUCUCCAUUCACCAUUUGAAACUGCAGGAGGUAGCGAAGAGGAGGCAGGGAACAAGGAGUCUUCCUUAGCAACCCAUGCCUGCCUCCAGGGCAUUGUUACCGUGGCAACUAUGUGUCUGACCAUGGAGAAGCCAAUCAUUACUCAGCCUAUGUUUGAGACAGCUGUUUAUCUGCAUGGUGUCUUGUUAGAUCUUCCAGACUCAGCCAGCAAGCUUCAGCAAGGAAUAGCCAAACUUUGUGAGAAGUGGUGGGCCGGUGAGCACGCGGGGCAAGAAGAGCUUGUAGCUAACACCCUCAUGUACUACUUAGUCAGAAGCCUACAGCCCACAGCCACAAUCGCUGAUGUCAAGAGUGUAGACGGCUUACGCCAGGCACUGAGCAAGAUUAAUCUGGAGGAAGAGAGUAGUGCAACAUUGAAGGAUCUCCUGGAGCAGUGUAUGACCAGACGCAAUUACCUUAAACAAGACAAGGGUCGUCGAUUCUUGAGUUUCCUAUUGACAAUGAGUCCAACCUUCCUGGAGAGACUUCAUAAAACCAUCAAGACCCAGCUACCAGUCUGCCCCAGGUCCUUAAUUGAUUCCUAUGGCGAGAUAUACUUCAAGGCUUGGAGAGUGGCUAGUGGUCCCAUGUUGGAGAAACUGGAGAAAUAUUGUAUCCAAGACUUGAUGUAUCAUGCUGUGCAUGCCUCCCGUGUUGGCACAAGAUCAUUGGCUUCAACAUUGAGACAGCUGUUGAGCUACUUCUGCAAGCAGAAACGCCAGCAAGGUGUUGAUAAAAUGCUUCUGGCUCUCUACGAACCAAUCAUAUGGAGAGCGGUUAAGGUUGCCAAUGCUAGUGUACGUGCCAAUGCCGCUGCUCUCCUGAUUGACGCCUUCCCUCUGCAAGAUCCAGAAUCAAACAAGGAGGACUCUGACGCUCUCACUCAAAAACAGUUUGACAUUUUCCAGGAUCUGCUAGAUGACCCCUGCCCGGUAGUCCGUGUGACCGGUGUCCAUGGCAUUUGUCGCAUUGCCAGUGUCUUUUGGGAGCUGAUACCAGGCCACACGCUGGAGGCCUUCAUUACCAAACUCAUCAGAGACAUGGCAUUUGACGUCAGUACAGCCGAUGUCAGGGCUUCUGUCUUUAAGGGUCUGACGAACCUCUUGGAUAACCAUCUGAGUCACCCUUUGCUGAAGAACCUGCUGCCCAUCUUGAAAGACUUCAUCCAUGACACCUCGGAAAAGGUCCGUGUGGCCUUUGUUGAUCUCCUGCUAAAGGUCAAAGGGCUGAGAACCAUCAAGUUUUGGAGUAUAACCCCGAUGGAGCAUCUGCUCGGCCAGCUGGUGGAGGACUCAGCCCCUGUGGCUCGUCGCCUCGUCUCCUUGCUCUUCAAUUCGCUCCAGCCAGUGGACAGGACUGGUGAAGUCCAGAUAGAACGGUGCAUUGCCCUCAUCCAGACUAAUCCUGGGGCUAUUAGGGUUUUUUAUCAGUAUGCACACCGACAUAUGUCAGUAGCUACUGCAGGGAAAUUCUUGCUGCUUCUUGGUCAGUGCAUCCUGGGCUGCAUCCGCAAGGCCCAGUCUGCCAACGGUCAACCCCAGAGAAAGGAGGGGGAGGGGCAGGAGGCAGGCGAGGAGGAGGACGGGAAGGAGAAUGAGGCUGGCCUGAGAGGCGAGGACGGAGAUGAGGAAAGCUUGAGCCUGCAGGACGCCGACAUCAUGGAAGGAAUGCUGGAGAUCAUAGCUGUGCUGUGGACAGGGAUCAAUGAUCAACUGGCUAAGCUUGAGAAUCAAACCACUAAGAAGCAGCUUGUGUCUAGAUUCAGCAAGGCUCUACCAGAGUUCCUGACUGUCUUCCAGGAGGGUCGUGCUCUGUCGGCUGUUCUAGUCAUCGCUGGAUAUGUGCCGUCGUCAUCAAUUCCAACAUUCAGUCGGGGCUGUCUGACAACACUGAAGACCAUGUCACCUUCUGCCACCUCUUCUGACUUUGGACCCCUCCUGGAGUGUCUAGUGUCCUGGGGGAGGGGCUCAGAUGUGCUGGAGCUCAUAUCUGAUUGGUUGGUGGCUGCACUCAGGACCAGUCCAAAAUCAAAGAAGAAAUCUCGGCAAGUUAGCUUCCGUGACCCUGUUCAGCCACGGCCAUCUCUUGCGCUGAGCUAUCUGGACUGGCUCCUGUCUCAUUUCCCCUGCCUGUCUGUUCUGCUGGCGUCCUGCUCGGAUAAGCUUCAAGAUCUCACCUCCACCCUCAAGACUACCCUACCAUGUCUAGAGCAGCGUUUGCUGACCCCUGACCCCUUGAGUGACCUAGCCACUGAUGAGGUCAUGGUGGGAUCCCUCCAGAUGUACUGUAGACUCCAAAUCCAUCUUACAUCUGGUCAGCUGAAUCAGGAUUCAAGCUUCCUUGAGGGAGCAGCAAGCAGUCUGACUGAGCUCCUUGCUUGGGCAGAUAGGGAGAUACUACCCAUGAUACGAAGGGGAGCAGACCUCGGAACAGAUUGCCGAUCUGAGGACGAUUGCCCGACAGCUAAACGAAUGGCGAUGGACAAGUCUGAGAAGAAUCUACUUCAUCUUGGGAAAGAAAUCCUGAAGGUUAUUCUGAGCAUGAGCAGUGAGACCGUCAUGCUUGGAAUCGGUGACAGGGCAUUCCAGUCUAAUGUAGCUGACUUUUGCCAGCUGCUUCUUAAAACAGGCCACGGUUUUGAGCACCUUCCAGACAUCACCAGGCUUUUGUAUCAGAUAACCCAGCAAGAUCCCCACCAGAGCGUGAUGCAGGACAGGGAGGUAAACGAUGAGGCAGUACCGACCCGUCUGCUGGGUGGUGUCGUCAAGGCUUUGGCAGACAGAAUCAUGGAGGAUUCAGACGGGCAGAGCGAGCAGGUACAGAAGACACUGACUGCAAUCAAGCCAGCCGUCCGGGGAGUCCUGCACUGUUGCCACAAACAACAACAAGGUGUCCGAGGCACCCCAGCCUAUGAUAUCAUGCCAUCAGUCAUGGCUGCCAUCGUUGCCGAGGUAACGCAUCGGAUGCAAGGAGGCGGGCUGGACCAUUGCCAGGAUGUGACCAAGUUACCUACACUGUCUGCUUUCUUGCUAGACAUGAUAGCACGGACACAGUCCAUGCUGGGGUCCUUUGUCAAUGAGAUAGAACAGUGUACAUCAUCCAAUGCUGUGCAAAGCGUUGAGGAUCUGGUGGGGAUGGUAUACAUUCUACAUGCCGUCAGUCACGGCACAAAGAAGGUUGCAGGAAUCAAGACCUGUCUGACAGCUGUUAACAGUAAACUUGAGGACUUACAGAAACUGAGGAAUGAGCAUAUUGAAGAUGAUGUUGCUGGUCCAAACGCGGAUAAUUUUCUGUUUCAACAAGCCACUCAGAUGAUGCAAGACAUUGUCAGAGCCAUCGGAGGACAGGCGUAGACCACGGUCUCUCAUUUACACCAAUGUGGUAUCAGUAAGAAUGUCAAGCCUACAUGCACUAGUAUGUGUAGAACAUCAGUUGAUUUCAAAAUGAGUUUCUUAACGCUCCAAUUGAUUUCUGAAUGCAUAAUAAAAAUAAUUAAUAACCAUUCAAGCAAUGAGUUUGUAUCUUUAAUUUAUUCAUUUUACCAUUAGCGUAACCUGACUGAGGGUCUUAAUAUUGGUCAUUCCUACAGUGCCUUUUCUGUUGGAUACAAAGUACUAAGUCAUUGCACAUUAUUGGUCAAAACCCCAAAUGAGGGGGUAGUUUUUUAAGUGCCAUUAAAACGCAGCUGGUGGCCUCUGCUUUCAGUGUUACAUCGCACAGCACGUGCCUCGUGUCACUCUCACAGCAUGUGGGAGACAUAUACCCUAGACUUAGUCAGAAGGGUGUGUCACAAAAUUGAAGAUUGGAAUCCUAUUGGAAACUCAUUGAUUCUUGACUUGGUUUGACUUUUUUAACUGAAAGCAACUUGUGAAUGGGAAUAAUAGUAUGCUAGGCAACUAACGAGUGGUCAUGUGCAAAGUACAGCUCUCUCUUUCAGCUCGGGCAAAUCAGUGACCAGAUACCUUGUGUCUGAAGGGUAUCAUCUAAGUUAAGUUGCUAUGAACUUUAGAGCAGACACUAAAGACAUCAAUAUUUUGAAAGGUGUAUAAUUAGAUUUAUCAAAGGAGGUAUUGGUUUUAUUUAUUGGCUACAACCCGAGAAACAAAAGUGAAAAUGAUUUAUACAGUGCUUAUCGUUAACCUUAACCUAACCCCUAGGGUGUAUGUAAAAUCAUACUGAAAUCGGAGGAUUUGGGACUGUUUUAGGUUUUGCGUACACCGUAUGGUACAUUUAGCUCAUGCAUAGAAUUGCUCUCGGCUGUUCAUAUGACAGAAUAUCAACUGUUCUCUGCAAAUUUAUGUCAUGUGGUCCAACAAACACAUGAUUUAUGUGAAAUAAAUGAGUUUUGAAGAGCUUUGUAUGAAUGGAAUACAGUAAAGGGGGAUUAGCAACUAUUCAUUCAAAGUUUCUCGUGUGGGUUUCCGCAGUGACCUCUUGUAAUGAUAGACACCUCUUUUGGUUAUAUGUGUAUUGGUGGUUUAAUAAUGUAUCCCUUAUAGAUGGCGUGUCGUUCCAUUGAUUGGAAUAUCAGGCAGUUUUUACAUGGAAAUGACAGGUGUCCUAAAAUUAAAGCAAAUACACAUGUUUACAAAGAAAAAGCAAAAUAAAAUGCAAGGUUGAAUUCUUACCAAAGUUUGUGGAGUGGUAUUUACAAGGCUAACAUUACACAUCUGUUGAAAUGAGCUUUAAGCAGUUUAUAAAAUGUUAAGGGACUGUGGGGUAAAAUGUUGAGGUCGCUUCAACUACCCUUGGUGAAGAA